Molecule: messenger RNA, 826 nt
Organism: Oryza brachyantha (malo sina)
Lineage: Eukaryota; Viridiplantae; Streptophyta; Magnoliopsida; Poales; Poaceae
Product: cytochrome b5
Exons: 3
Coding region: 138-539 (133 amino acids)
Cellular component (GO): membrane; intracellular membrane-bounded organelle
Molecular function (GO): heme binding
Source: RefSeq, a predicted model, not a curated record
GCCGUGGACCCGCGGUAGAUUCGUCUCGCUCUCGCUCUCGCCUCUCUGUGAUACUUGGGCGCCGCCGAUUCGGCAGGUGGGGAGGAGAAGAGCAGCGAGCUCCGGCUACCGGAGCAGGAGAGGGGGGGGGGGAAGAGAUGCCGACGCUGACGAAGCUGUACGGCAUGGAGGAGGCGGCGCGCCACAACACCCCGGACGACUGCUGGGUCGUCGUCGACGGCAAGAUUUAUGAUGUCACCAAGUAUUUGGAUGACCAUCCUGGGGGUGCUGAUGUUCUUCUCGAGGUUACCGGUAAGGAUGCGAAGGAAGAAUUUGAUGAUGCGGGGCACAGCGACAGUGCCAAGGAGCUAAUGCAAGAUUAUUUCAUUGGGGAGUUGGAUCCGACACCCAGCAUCCCUGAGAUGGAGGUUUUCAGGAAGGAGCAGGAUGUGGGCUUCACAAGCAAGCUGUUGGCCAAUGCAACACAGUACUGGGCUAUUCCAGUGACAGUAGUCGGGAUAUCAGCCGUUAUUGCUGUAUUGUAUGCACGCCAGAAAUGAUAAUCCUUUGUUACAUUGAUUGAAGGGCUAUUUGUGAGGCGUUGAGGGAAGCUGGCCCAUUUUUACCUGCUCAUGGAUGGUCAUAUGUAUUUCUGUCCAGAGCCCAAAAGGUUACAAACAUUGAGUCCUUAGGUACAUUAAUUCAAGUAUUUGUCCAAAAUUGAUGAAAACUAUUUUGUCGAGGUGACAAUCAUUCGAUGAAUCAUUGGAUUCAAUACUAUUUAGACAUCCUUGAGCCAGCUACUGGCAAAACAAAAUUCCAUGCAGCUGUUGCUGCUUUUGAAAUU